AUGGAGCGGCCGUACCAGGGCGGCAGCGCGGCGGCGUGCGUGGAGGAAGGCGGCAGGAAAGGCGAGACCUUUGACGACGCCGCCGCGGAGAACCUCCUGGCGAAGCUUCGUCUGAAAUUCCGGUCGGGCGAGACGCGGAACUUGGCCUGGCGCGCUCAGCAGCUGCGCAAUCUGGUGCGAAUGGCGGAGGAGCACGAGGACGACAUGAUGGCGGCGCUCAAGGCCGACCUGGGCCGCGGCCGCAUGGAGGCCCUCAUCGAGGUGCUGGGCGUGUGGAAGGCGGCGAGCCACAUGCUGAAGCACUUCAAGAAAUGGCUGCAACCGUACAAGGUGGGCACGCCGCUGUUGUUGAGGCCAGGGCGGUCAGAGGUGCUGUAUGAGCCGCUGGGCGUGGUGCUCAUCAUCUCGCCCUGGAACUUCCCCUUCCUGCUGUCACUGGAGCCGCUACUGGGAGCGCUAGCAGCGGGCAACGUGGCGGUGCUGAAGCCCUCAGAGCUCUCCCCCGCCUGCUCGCACCUGCUCUCGCGCCUCCUUCCCCUCUACCUCGACUCGCACGCCGUUCAGGUGGUGGAAGGCGGCCCAGAGACAGGAAAGGCGCUGCUGGGGCAGCGGUGGGAUAAAAUCUUCUUUACAGGCGGCACGCCACUUGGGCGCAUUGUGAUGGAGGCGGCAAGUAAGCAUUUGACACCUGUCACUCUGGAGCUGGGCGGCAAAAAUCCACUGUUUAUCGACGAGUCGGCUGACCUGGAGGUGUCAGCGAGGCGGAUUGUGUCGGGCAAGUGCACGAACGCGGGGCAGGUGUGCCUCCUGCCCGACUAUAUUCUGGCCACUAAGGAGGUUGCUGCGACGCUGCUGCCCCAUCUGAAGGCCACCAUGGAGCAGUUUUACGGCAGCAACCCUGCUGUCUGCCCUGACCUCGCCCGCAUCAUCAACACCUCCCACCUGCUCCGCCUGCGGAAGCUUCUCGACCAUCCUGCUACCGCCUCCUGUGUCGUGCACGGGGGGCAGAGCAAUGUGGAAUCGAGGUACUUCGCCCCAACGCUGCUGCUCAACGUGCCCUGGGAUGCCCCCAUCAUGCAGUCCGAGAUCUUUGGGCCCAUCCUGGCCAUCCAAACACUGUCAGGAAUCGACGAGCCCAUCAGCAUCAUCAGCGCACGCCACAAGCCGCUGAGCCCCCAGUGUGAGGAAUCCACGAGGAUGACUCAAGCCUCAUCAAUGCGCGCGCCCCAAGCAUCUCAACCCCCACUCCAGCGACAAUACUUUUCGUCCGCCCAUGUGCUUUCUCUGCGCUUUCUUCGUCAGGUGUCAGGAGUGGACGAGGCCAUUGAAAUCGUCAAUGCGCGCCCCAAGCCGCUCGUGGUGAUGGUCUUCACGUCCCGGGAGGACGUGCGGCAGCGCUUCCUCAAGGAGACCAGCUCGGGGGCUGUGGUGGCCUAUGAGCUCAUCCUGCAGGUGUGGGGGAGGGGAGAGGGUUCUGGGGGGGGAAAGGGAGAAAGAGAAGUAUGGGGUUAG
Closterium sp. Naga37s-1 is the source of this 1512-nucleotide messenger RNA. Lineage: Eukaryota; Viridiplantae; Streptophyta; Zygnematophyceae; Desmidiales; Closteriaceae. The record is from the annotation of a GenBank genome assembly.